Capsella rubella is the source of this 692-nucleotide messenger RNA. Its product is annotated as 60S ribosomal protein L18a-like protein. The record is from RefSeq and is a predicted model, not a curated record. NCBI's taxonomy places the organism in Eukaryota, Viridiplantae, Streptophyta, Magnoliopsida, Brassicales, Brassicaceae. The coding region runs from base 47 to 511 and encodes 154 amino acids. The transcript has 4 exons.
UGAUAAAGAAUCUGACACAAGAAAGAGAGAGGGAGAGAGAGAGAGAAUGAGCCAAGAAAAAGACAAAAACAGAGGAGCUUCUCCUUCAUCUUACGGCACGUUUCAAGGUGUCCCUACUUAUCCUCCGCCGCCGCACCCUCCUCCGCCGUCGCAUCAUCAUACGGUCACCGGAUUCCCUCAGCCGUCUCCACCUCCCGGAGCAACUCAGCACGACAUUUCCGUUUAUCAAUACGUUCAAGAACAUCAAACCGUUCCUGGUUACCCUGUUUCUGAAGGAAGACCUGCAAGAGAAAACCGUCUUCCUUGUUGUGGUCUUGGCCUCGGUUGGUUCUUGUUCAUCAUUGGUUUCCUUCUUGGUGCACUCCCAUGGUACAUAGGCGUAUUCAUUCUAGUAUGUGCUAGGAUCGAUCCGCGAGAGAAACCAGGAUACAUAGCUUGUACCAUCGCAGCUGGUAUUGCUACAAUUGCCAUAUUUUUUGGUGUCAUGGGAGGAAGAGGAGCAUGGUCGUGAAAGUUUGGAAAUUAAGACAUUGCUCAUCAAAGUAUCUUGAAUUUGUGCUUGAUGGAAUGUCUCAAAAAUUGAGCUGUGUUUUUCAAUAGAAUCGAGAGCUGGUUUGGACUUUACAAAAGAUUUGAAUAUAAAUUUUUAUCAUGGGGACAAACUCUCAUACUUAAUUUGACUUUUCAGAAUC